Messenger RNA from Fragaria vesca subsp. vesca, 1616 nucleotides. RefSeq lists its product as uncharacterized. Lineage: Eukaryota; Viridiplantae; Streptophyta; Magnoliopsida; Rosales; Rosaceae. Bases 48 to 1544 code for a protein of 498 amino acids. The record is from RefSeq and is a predicted model, not a curated record. Gene Ontology annotation, biological process: mRNA catabolic process. Gene Ontology annotation, molecular function: demethylase activity; mRNA binding. The transcript is spliced from 7 exons.
CUCAACUCGCCCGAGUAGACUCGCCGGCGCGUGACCGAGUCGAAACCAUGUCCGACGGCACCAAACCCAUCGACGACCCGUUUCUCGUCGGUUACCAGCCGUCGGAGCUCCGAAUCGCCUCGGAGUUUCUCACCACCUGGCUCCCCUUCCUCACCAGAGAUCUCUGCCCCCUCUGCGCCACCUCUCUCGCCGAUCGCGUCCGCUCUCUCAGCCCAGAAGCUAGCAGUGAUUCUAAGCCGGCUAAUCCGGAUGAGAAUUUGACACCAAAGGGCAAGGAAGUGCAAAUGGCUAGUGAUAAUGGUAAUGGGGAUGAUGACUAUGAUGAUAACUACGACACGAAUUCGCUAGGUAGUUGGAAGGACGGGACGGAUGAGAUAUCAGAGCCCUACCAGGACGCUUCUACCAGUGACGUUGCGUCUAAGUCCCCCUCGGUGGAGACUUCGAAUUCUAAAAUGUCGUGGGCUGAUAUGGCGCAGGAAGACGAGCUGGAGGAGGAGGAGGAGUUGAAUAAGCGGUUGGUUAGUGUAAAUGCCUCUGCUGGUGAUUUGAGGAUUACAAAGUCUACAUUGCCGAGGGAGAAGAGGGAGCACAUUAGGUUCAUGAGUGUGAAGAGGAAGAAAGAUUUUGUAUCUCUCGAGAGGGAUAAAGGGAAGUAUGUAAAUGUUGUUGAGGGGCUGGAGCUUCACACUGGUAUAUUCAGUGCAGUGGAGCAAAAGAGGAUAGUUGAUUUUGUUUAUGACCUCGAACAGAAGGGCAGAAACGGUGAAUUGAAACCACGAACUUUUACUGCACCACGGAAAUGGAUGAAGGGCAAGGGCCGUAUAACAAUCCAGUUUGGUUGUUGCUACAAUUAUGCAGUGGAUAAAAAUGGUAAUCCACCUGGUAUCCUCCAAAACGAAAUGGUAGAUCCUUUACCCAGCCUUUUUAAGGUGAUCAUUAGGAGGCUGGUUAGAUGGCAUGUGCUUCCUCCGACAUGUAUACCUGAUAGUUGCAUUGUCAACAUAUACGAGGAAGGGGAUUGUAUACCUCCGCACAUUGACAACCAUGACUUUGUUCGCCCGUUCUGUACCGUGUCAUUUCUUAGUGAGUGUAAUAUACUUUUUGGAACAAACUUAAAGAUUAUUGAUGCUGGUGAGUUUGAAGGCCCACUUAGAAUUCCCCUGCCAGUUGGAUCUGUUCUGGUUUUAAAAGGAAGAGUUGCUGAUGUGGCUAAACAUUGUGUGCCUGCAGUACCUACGAAGCGGAUAUCAAUCACAUUUAGAAGAAUGGAUGAAUCAAAGCGGCCAGUGUGGUAUACUCCAGAACCUGAUUUGCAAGAUAUUCAACCGUUGUCCUAUGAAGAGGACAACAGUUAUAGGUCACACUCUCCUAGAAGUGAACCCCGUACAAGGAGACAAUCAACUAGAAGAGGAGAUAACCUAGAAUCAGGUGGACCGUCUGAAAGAAGUUACAGCCACUCAGAGAAUCGCGACUCAACUUGGAGAGGACGCAGAUCUGGAAGUAGGUGGAAUCGUGGAAGAGGCAGGGGUAAUCUGGGGAGCUAGUUGGUGGCUUCCUUGUCAGAUAAAAGGAAGAGGCAAAGGCAAAGGUAGUGAUGACACAAGUCUCGACUUUAU